Mesorhabditis belari is the source of this 663-nucleotide messenger RNA. Lineage: Eukaryota; Metazoa; Nematoda; Chromadorea; Rhabditida; Rhabditidae. The record is from the annotation of a GenBank genome assembly.
AUGGAGGUGACAUGGAUGCGUUCUUGUGAGAUCUCCCGAUCAAUUACGAAAUACGUGUGUUUUGCUGAUCAAAAUUUGAUUCCAUCGCUCCGGCCGGUCUCUCAUUGGAUGAAUGAGGGACGUUACUUUUUCGGCGAAACCUAUACAACUUUCUUCAAAAAUUUUCACGUUGUGCCAGCGGCAUGGUUGACACUUGGCGUUGACGCUUUUCUAUUAUUACUUUACGCAGUAUGGAUUCCAUUAACCGUUGGAUAUUUUGAUAUGUUAUGUAUUGUUCAGUUGUGUAUUUCGGGAAGCGCGUUGAGCUUAGCGUGUUUCGGUAUGUGGAAAGAUCGACACAACUGUUUAUGGUUUCUUAUGCUUGUUAAGGCUUUACAAAUUGUCAUCUAUGUUCUCUUUAUGAGCUUCACAUGUCUUCUGGCGAUUUUCAACAAAAACGUUUUGCUACGGUUCAUUUCGUUGCGAUUUCGCACAAUCACAAAUUCGAAUGCUGAGCUGCACAUAGUGAUCGUGAUUUUUCUCCUCCUUCUCCAAAUGGUCUACAAUUUCUUUGCAAUUCAAGCUUUAUAUAAUGUUUUCGAUUAUUUCCGUCAUAAGAAUGCUUUCAAAUACGAGCAAUCAAGGCGAAUGUUCUUCGAGAAUACUCGAGAAUUUGGAUGGGUU